Molecule: messenger RNA, 3600 nt
Organism: Neodiprion virginianus
Lineage: Eukaryota; Metazoa; Arthropoda; Insecta; Hymenoptera; Diprionidae
Product: transmembrane protein 62-like
Exons: 13
Coding region: 385-2451 (688 amino acids)
Molecular function (GO): hydrolase activity
Source: RefSeq, a predicted model, not a curated record
ACACAGUGCAAUUCCUGUUCCUACAUCGUAAUACUUAUCUAGUCGGUCAAUAUAAGCCUCGGAAUACGUGUCUCCUAAUUGAUUUUCAAAAAUUUUUAAUAUCCAAAGUCUACCUCAUUCAUACUGUCAACUCCAAUUCGUAACCUAACAAUUUAUUAUUUUGAUCGCGAAGUUUAGUGCACAUUCGUGCAUGCCUCUUUAUUGCAUACACACAAUGUAUAUGCUGUAACACGCACAAUUUUUCGAGGCGCCUAAAAAGGUGGCCGGGCGUAAUUUAGCCACACCGGAUCGAUUUUAUUCAAAUAAUCUGGAUUUAAAAUCAAGCUUAGAGCGUCGGAUUUUUGAAUCAAAGAAACCAGCCUGUGGACAGUCAAGAUGUAUUGAAUGUUGAAAAUGAGGAUAGCAAAGUCUACUGUGAUCUUUUUGGUCUUCGUACUGAUGCUGUCAGUGUUUAUGGCCAAUGUAACCAAUCUCAUUAACGUUGACUCGCAUGCCACUAACAGUACACCACUCUACGAAGGAUUGGAUGACGCUGAACCCCAAUGGCUCCCUCCAAAGAAAUAUGACAUUUCUGACUCGCCUGACAACCUUGUGUGGUUUUUACAGAUAUCGGAUAUUCAUGUUAGCAUCUUUCAAGAUCCAUCUAGAAUUACAGAAUUGAAAGAAUUUUGUGACAUCACGGUUAGCGCGAUCAGGCCUGCGGUUGUUCUUGCCUCUGGUGACUUGACUGAUGCAAAGGCAAAGGAUAAAAUGGGGUCAGGGCAGAUUCAAGGAGAAUGGGAGCAUUAUAGGAAAGUUCUAGAAGAAUCGGAUGUUUUAAAAAAAACUGAGUGGCUCGACGUCAGAGGAAAUCAUGACAACUUCAAUGUGCUCAGCUUGGCUUCCAAAGAGAAUUAUUACCUAAACUAUUCAGUUCAGGGCCGUGAGCACCCACGAUCAUAUAUGCACCAAACUGCAGUCGGAUCAGAGAAAUAUACUUUCAUUGCGAUUGACGCUUGCUUAGAACCUGGGCCACGUAGACCAUUCAAUUUUGUCGGAAUUUUCACUAAUACCGAAGCGGAUAGUAUUGGAAAAUAUGUGCAGCAGGCAAGGGCACAAGGUGGAGAUUACAUUAUAUGGUUUGGACACUAUCCAACGUCGUGCAUAUUAGCACAAUGCAGCGGAGGGAUUCGAAGUAUUUUGGGGAGAUAUAGAGAAGGACUUGUCUACCUUUGUGGACACUUUCAUACACUGGCUGGCACUGUGCCUAACAUGUACACAUUACAGCAGGCAGGAUUUCUGGAAUUGGAACUUGCGGACUGGAAGGAUAACAGAGCGUAUCGACUAGCAGCAAUAGAUCAUGGUCAAUUUUCAUUUAUUGACAUAAAACAUCGUGACUGGCCUGUGGCAUUGAUCACCAAUCCGAAACAUGCACUAUACGUGAUGCCGCAAAAAGAGAAUUUACAGUCUAUUUUUGAAUCUACGCACAUCAGAGUAUUGGCAUUCUCCAUCACAGAUCUGAAAUCUGUUGAAGUUCAGAUUGACAAUGGGAGAUGGUUGGAAUGCCGACAAGUUAAAGGGCCACUUUACAGUGUCAAAUGGAAUCCAAAAGAAUACAAAAGUGGGCUCCAUCACAUACAGGUUCGAGUUGUGGAUAAUGAUGGACGAGAGAAACUCACAAGUCAGCCAUUUUCUUUGGAUGGAACCAGAUUGUCAUUCCGAAUCUUACCCAGAAUGCUUCUCAUGUCUAAUAUAAGUCACUUUUUUCAAGUUUUGUUUGGCACAAUGCUGAUUCUGCUGGUGGUUCCAUUAAGUGUUCUUCGAUUUCUCCACAAGCUCUGUGAAAGUGGAAAGCUGCAGCGUCCUAGAAUACGCAUAAAAGUAUUUCAGCGGUGGAUUCGCAAAUUAUGGAUUCUGUCCACCAUUGACCGUCUUUUCUACCCAUUAGUACUAUAUGCAUUGUAUCUAACAGUGGGUCCAUGGAGUAUCGGAGAAAUCAUCGAGAAUCAUACUGGGAUGAUAUUCGCAUGGGGCACAUGGGUUGGAUCGUCUUACCUUCCUGGAUCUUUCACUUAUGCUUAUGGUUUCUUUCAAUUAAUAUCUUUUCAAUUACCUCUCACACUAAUCCUAGCUCACCGUGCUGACCAAAGGGUAUAUCUAAUGGAGAAACCGUCAAGAAAACCUCCUACAAUAUUAAAUCUGUUACAGAGGCAUACAUUGCUUGUGUUAUUAGUUACUAUGCAGGCAAGUAUGGUGUAUUUUUUCUGGCUUGCUUAUGGAACCAUGGCUAUCAUCCUUGGUCCCAUGCGUACUUGGAGUGUACUUUUAGCCAUUGUUUUAUGGUACCAAAUUAACGUGAUGCCUGAAAAAUGCUUCAGGAGCGCCGCAAUGGUAUGGUCAUCCAAAAGACCCGUAAUAAACAACACGGAAAAUGGGGCUAAUUCGGAGGAGUCUAGCAGUCAUAAACAAUGAUUAAAAACUGUUUUGAAUGGGUAUUUGUUAGUUAGCCUAAAUUAGGAUUUGAAUAGUCGCUCAUAAGUUGGUUUUCAAAGGAUAUAUCAAUUUCCAGAAUUCUUUCUUGAUUAGAAUCUACAUGCAUGGAUACAAGAAUUGAUCAGCUACCAAAGAUAACUAUCUUACACGAUCUCACUGAUACAAUCUUUAUAUUUGUAAGAAACUGAGCUGGGUUAUAUGUUUCAUAAAUGUUUUCCGCGAGUCAAGUUUAAACAUCUCCAUCGACAGCUGAUAUGAAUUUUACAAUUCCAAAUUAUAUUAAUAAACGUUGUCGAUGAUACACAAUUGAUUUGAAAACGCACAAUCUGUUAUUAUAAUUAGUAAAUAUUUAGACAUACGUAUGUAUAUAUAAAAUGUACUUUCAGCAUAUGAUGAAACCAUUCAACCUAGAAUGAGUAAUUGACGUUACUUUUUUUGGCCUGAAGUUUCUUAUUGUUGAAGAAAAAUCAGAGAGGCAAGUAAAAGCCGAAAAUCCCAUUGAAUUAAAAUUAUCAGUAUUUUUCUAAAUUGCAAGAAUUUAGGACAGCCCAUUUCAAGUGAAUUUGAAAUUUCUGAAGUCCGUUACAGGAGUUAGGAUACUGCGUGUCAAAGUAGCUUUUAGUGUGUGAUUUUCUGUCAGGUGAAAUAACUCAUGAAGAAUAUACUUAUUAUCGUCGAUAUGAACUCUUACAAUCUUACAGUAUUUGAAGAUUAUCUAAAAUCAAAUGAUCAAACACGUUAUUCAUGAGGUACGUAUAUUAAUGUGAUGCAGCAAACACGAUAAAUGUAUUGUAUAGGAAAACUAUGCAACAACCAUUAUUGAUGUCGCAUUGAAAUCUUAGAUAAGAUCCGUUUCUUUGAAUAAUAGAUGAAUCUAUCUUUUUUAAAACUAUAUGAAAGUAUUCCCUGAAUGGACAAUUGAGUCAGGUUUUCCUUGACCGAGAUAGAGUAACUGGUACAGGAAAAAAUGUCUGAAAAAUAACAUAACUGAUGAACUCAUACGUAGCGUUAUUUAUUCGUUGGGUUAAAACACUGAUGAAUAUGUUCAAUUGUUGGGUAGUAAUUCUAGCACAAGUUCAAUGUUACAAAGACAAGCCAGCGAAUAAUAAAUAUUUUUGAAAAAGAAAA